AUGCCUAUUAGCGUACAUCGCAUCACAAAACGCAAGAUCACCUCGUCUGGAUUCCGAGUCGACAAGCUCCGAUUUCGAAAGCGUAUCAACAACAAGAAGGACAAGUCCGGUGCUGCACUGUACGAAGUCGACCUCGCUGGCAGCCAUCAACCUCUCAAGGCCGUGCAACAGACUCAGCGUUUGACGAUGGGAGAGAAAGCCAUCAACCCGACGCACAAGCGGAAAGCAAGCUCUGAAGGUGCUCGAGAUGAUGCAAAGCGCGUCGACCUCGGUAUGCGCAACGCACAAGAGGACGAGAUCAGCAGUCAGGAUAUCUCGUCGCAGAACCCACUUGAUCUAGGGAGAGAAUACAACAUGCUCGUCGACAGCUUCGACAAGCUCUUCGUCUCCGAGGAAGGAAAGGAAAUAGGGAUGAAGACGCGGAAAGAUGCAGAGCUGAAGAAACAGGCAGCUCUUGAGCGGAUAGCAUCAACCAAUCGAGUCUUGGAAACGACGGAGUUGCUGGAGAAGAUCCUCUCUUACCUCUCCCCUGGCAACAUCCUCACAGUCCUGUCAGUCUGCAAGAUGUGGAAGGCGUGCUACGCCGGAUCUAAGACACAGCUUCAAGCUAAGACUUUCUUCCGACCAUCCGGCGUACAUUACCCUAUACCGAAUUCAAACUUGGUGUACUCGCAAGUCAACGCUCUGGUCAGCAAGUCCUGGGGCCCAACGCCAAAUUGGCGAUUUCCCGGUGUGCCCGCUGGACAGACCUAUGUACAGCUUCUACUCCCUCAGGGUGUGGCCAAUAUGGAUAUGCUGCUGAUAUGUCGUGAUAAGCGAUUCUCAGGACACAGCGAGAUCCGCAUCGUCUUUGACAAGGACGAAACAUGGCGGAUAAAACACAUCGGGUCCUGGCGGCACCUAGUCGCCGUUGAUCCCCCGUGUCCAAUUCUCAUCACGGUUGAGUGUAUAGACGAUGAGGUAUCUCCGGCUGGGUUCACUCGGCGAAAGGUGAGGGCCUACGUGCCGGUCCGCAGGUGUCCACUAGGAAGGGUGGUGGCGAUCGCACAAGGACUGAACGCCUUCCUGGUGACGAAGUACUUCCGAAAGGCAAGCAGUGGGAUGUUCGAGUUGGAUCCAACGCGUGUGUCGAACUACCACCGGACCUGCACAACUGAGCCCGCGAGAUGGGAGGUGACGAAGACAAUGGUCGUCAAAAAGAGGCUGGGGUAA
This is a messenger RNA of Lecanosticta acicola, 1212 nucleotides long. NCBI's taxonomy places the organism in Eukaryota, Fungi, Ascomycota, Dothideomycetes, Mycosphaerellales, Mycosphaerellaceae. The record is from the annotation of a GenBank genome assembly.